Sphaerodactylus townsendi is the source of this 953-nucleotide messenger RNA. RefSeq names its product C-type lectin domain family 2 member B-like. The record is from RefSeq and is a predicted model, not a curated record. The transcript has 5 exons. The coding region runs from base 195 to 827 and encodes 210 amino acids. NCBI's taxonomy places the organism in Eukaryota, Metazoa, Chordata, Lepidosauria, Squamata, Sphaerodactylidae.
UUCAGACGCUAAAAGUCUGAAACUGAUAGUUGAAUUCAAGUCCUGACAGGAGCUCUGACUUCAAUACCCCGCCCACUCACAGCCUUUCACUCAUACUCCUCAGGCUUUGUGAAGGAUUAAGCCUUUAGACUCAGGUUUUUCUGCCUCUACCUGCUUCUUAGGUUGAUCAUAAUAGCCUUCUGGGAAGAGAGAAGAUGCCUGGAUUGGAAAUUGAGAAAGCGGAGAAGUGCCUUCCUGUGAAUUCAUAUAUAAAAAAGAAUGGGGAAAUUAAUGAAAACCUCAGCUUAUAUCCAAGCAUGCACAAAACAGCUAGUUCGAAACCUCCAUGUGGGCUGUAUUAUUGUAAGAAACGCAAAACAGCUUUUUACGUUGCAGCUGGGAGUCUGGUACUUAAUCUCUUUCUAAUUUUCACCCUUGUGUGGUCAGUGAGAAGAAGAGAACCAUCUCCUGCUCUUCCUACUUGCCCAGUGGCCUCCUGUCCAAAUGGCUGGAUUGGAUACCAGGGGAAAUGUUAUUACUUUGCAAAGGCUGAAGGAAACUGGACGUCUAGCAAGAUGCACUGUUCUUCUCUCAAUGCCUCUUUGGCUGUCGUUGAUUCCCAAGAAGAAAUGAACUUUAUGCUUCGCUAUAAAACUAAUGCAGACCACUGGAUUGGCUUAAGAAGAAAUUUAAGUCAGCCCUGGAAAUGGAUCAAUGGUUCUAUUUUCAAUGAUUGGUUUACAAUUCUUGGCGGAGGACGUUGUGCGUAUGUAAACCAGAAAGGCAUUGCUAGCUCCGGAUGCUCAAGAGAAGAACCUUGGAUCUGCCAUAAACCAGUUUUGAAGUGAUACAGAGGUGAAAGAGAUCUGGGAGCCUUAGGACACCAAAAGCUGAACAUGAGUCAGCAGAGUCAUGCGGCAGCCAAAAAAGCCAAUGCUGUUCUGGGAUACAUCAAUAGGAGUAAAAUGACAAGA